CCAUUUCUAGAACACUCACCAUAUUUAUAUAUAGGUUGAAUUGGAAAAAAAAUUAAUGUAGUUCAAAAUGGCGGGAAAAUGUCCUUACGGCCCUGUUUGCCUCGAAUAAAGCCCUAAACCUAAUUUCACCGAACCAAAUCGCUCUUCAUUUGCGUAAUUUAUUCAAUUUCACUAUGGAUAAUAGCAGUAAACUUGAUCAAUUUCACUAAUCGUUGCGUUUAAAUACCUUUCUUAUUUGUGAAGCUAGGGUUUCGUGUGCCCUAGGUUUUAUAAAUUGCAGUUUUUUAGGGUUUUAAUUUGGUUUUGAGAGCUUAGUUUUGGGUUGAAAAUGGCUGAUGCAUUUGAAGAUGAAGCUGAGAAUACUGUUUCAAUUGGAGAGUAUUUACAAGAUCUCGAAGAGCAGGAACUGGAGGCGGAUCUGGUCUUAGGUGGUGAUGAAGGCAAGGAGUGCACCUAUAGUAAAGGUUACAUGAAGAGACAGGCUAUUUUUUCUUGUUUGACAUGCACACCAGAUGGGAAUGCUGGAGUUUGCACAGCUUGUUGCCUUACUUGCCAUGAUGGUCAUGAGAUUUUGGAACUUUGGACGAAAAGAAACUUUAGGUGUGACUGUGGAAAUUCAAAGUUCGGGGAGUUCUUCUGCAAGCUUGAUGCCAGCAAAGAUGUUGAAAAUGCGGAGAAUUCAUAUAAUCACAAUUUCAAAGGUUCAUACUGCACAUGUGGCCGGCCAUAUCCUGAUCCUGAUGUUGAAGACCAAUUGGAGAAUCUCCAAUGUUGCAUCUGUGAGGACUGGUUUCAUGAGGAGCAUCUUGGUCUUGAGUCCUCUGAUAUGAUUCCAAGGGAUGAAAAAGGGGAGCCUCAGUUUGAGGAUUUAAUCUGCCAGGGGUGCGCAGCGGUUUGUUCUUUUUUAAAGCUAUAUCCUCAUUCUAUCUUUGCACCAGUCCAGCAGCACACUGCUACAGGUUCUUUGAAGGACAAGGAGGUGGUUGAAGAUGCACCGUUGGUGGUGGGAUCUUCAGAGAAGCUUAACAAUGGAAGUUCCUCAAUUGAGACUCCUGUAACUGAUAAUAGUCCUAAAGAAGACUGCAACGGAAAGGCUGUUCUUCUUGGAGAAAACGCCGCAACAAACUCAGUCCUUAAUCAGUGUAACCAAGUUGCUGGUCCUAGUACCAAAUGUGUUGUUGGACUGAAUUUGUUAGAAGCUCCAAUUGGCCUUGAGAAAAGCAAGACAAUGUUCCUUUCCAAAGAUUGGAGAGAAGCCCUCUGUAGGUGUCCAAAUUGCACAGAAUUCUACAAACAGAAAGGGCUUACGUUCUUACUUGACAAAGAGGAUACAAUUGCAGAAUAUGAGAAAUUGGCAAAGCAGAAGAGAGCUCAACAUGAGCAAGAACAGAGUGCUGAUCAGUUGCUUAAUAACCUGGGCCAUGUCGAGAAAAUGGAGGUUUUGACUGGUAUCGCUGACCUUAAAGAUGAGCUUGGUACCUACUUGGCAUCCUUUGAUUCAUCAAAGCCAGUUACAUCUGCUGAUGUUCAUAAGAUUUUUGAGAAUCUUGCCCAGAAGCGAAGGCGUAUGACUUGAGUUAUCUCGAAUGUUCAAGGAAGUAGCUUUGCAGCUACACAUCUAGUGUAGUUAGUUUUGCUGCUCUAUGUACAAGGGGAAUUGUUAACGUUGCUAUAUGACUAUUUAACUUUAGCUUGUCGUGUUGUGUUAGCUAUAAUGAGACAAUGCGAUCAUGUUACUGUUAAGCUUAAAAACUCCUUUGGGUUAGAAAGUAUCCAUUAGAUCAAGACUUCUCGUUCCUUUUA
Messenger RNA from Lycium ferocissimum, 1803 nucleotides. RefSeq lists its product as uncharacterized. The record is from RefSeq and is a predicted model, not a curated record. Bases 329 to 1576 code for a protein of 415 amino acids. The transcript has 5 exons. Gene Ontology annotation, cellular component: cytoplasm. NCBI's taxonomy places the organism in Eukaryota, Viridiplantae, Streptophyta, Magnoliopsida, Solanales, Solanaceae. Gene Ontology annotation, molecular function: ubiquitin protein ligase activity; zinc ion binding.